UCACCUGGGAGGAAUGGCAGCUCCUGAACCCUGAUCAGAAGACCCUAUAUCAGGAUGUGAUGUUGGAGAACUAUCGCAACCUAGUUUCCAUUGAAAUCCAGAAAGAUGAUGAUCAUUUGCUUAAGCAAUUGCAAUGUGAAAGAUGCAUGGACAGAAUGGAACGGUGUUAUAAAUUUAAUACAUUGGAAAGUAUUGUUUCUCAGCACAAAAAUAAUUUUCCUCCAAAGGAAAAUUAUGAGGUUUUUGGCUUACAUGAAAAAAUCUUAAACUCAGAUUUAGUCAUUCUGGAAUUAACUCAGAACAGAAGCAACAAAAUGCAGAACUCAGUUGUGCUCAAUGAAGAUGAAAAAACUUUUCUCCACGUUGAACAAGAGCAGUUUUGUACUGAAAUGAAAUUCCCCGAGUGUGAACAAUCCAGGCUCAUGAAGUCACAAUGCAUUCACCAUCAGGAAUCUGAUGAAAUUGAGAAACCACACACCAAUGAUAAAUGUGCGACAACCUUAAUCAAGGAGUCUGUGCUCUGUGAGCACCAGAUUAUUCAUAUACUAGAUGAGACCUAUGAAUGCAGUCAUUGUGGUAAAAAAUUCAAUAAAGUGUUCAAAUUCAAUGAACAUUAUCAAAAAGCUCACGAAGGACAAAAGCUAGGUAAAUGCUUGCAAUGUGGCAAAGCUUAUCAUAGUAAAUCAUACCUCAAGGGAUAUCCGGAAACUCUUGUGGCAGGGAUGCCCUAUGUAUGCAGUGAAUGUGGGAAAGACUUCACCAGGAAGAGUGAUAUCACUGCUCAUCAGCGAACUCAUACUGGAGAGAAACCCCAUGCAUGUGGUCAAUGUGAAAAAGCCUUCAUCAGGAAGAAGUACCUCACUAUUCAACAGCAAAGUCAUACUGGAGAGAAACCCCAGGUAUGUGGUGAAGGUGGGAAAGGCUACAUUCGGAAUGCACAUCUCAAAAGACAUCUACAAACUCAUGCAGGAGAAAAACCCUAUGUACUUGGUGAGUGUGGUAAAGCUUUCAACCAGAAGCAACACCUUAUAGCACAUCAGAUAAUUCACACAGGAGAUAAACCCUAUGUAUGUGGUCAAUGUGGAAAAGCCUUUAUCAGGGAGAAGAACCUCACUGUUCAUCAUGGAAAAGCCUUUACCUGGAAGACUUCUCUCACUGUUCAUCAGCGAAAUCAUACUGGAGAGAAACCUCAUGUAUGUGGUGAUUGUGGUAAAGGCUUCAUUAGGAAAAUACAUCUCAAAACUCAUCUACGAACUCAUGCAGGAGAUAAACCCCAUGUACGUGGUGAAUGUGGAAAAGCCUUUAUAAAGAAGAACGAGCUCACUGUUCAUCAGCGAACUCAUACUGGAGAGAAACCCUAUGUAUGUGUUGAAUGUGGCAAAAGCUUUAUCAGGAAGACCUCUCUCAUUGAUCAUCAGCGAACUCAUACUGGAGAGAAACCCCAUGUAUGUGGUGAAUGUGGAAAAGGCUUUAUUCGGAAAACACAUCUGAAAACUCAUCUACUAAUUCAUACAGGAGAGAAACCCCAUGUAUGUGGUGAAUGUGGAAAAGCCUUUAUCAAGAAGAACGAGCUCACUGUUCAUCAGCGAACUCAUACUGGAGAGAAACCCCAUGUAUGUGGUGAAUGUGGAAAAGCCUUUAUCAGGAACACUUCUCUCACUGUUCAUCAGCGAACUCAUACUGGAGAGAAACCCUAUGUAUGUGGUGAAUGUGGAAAAGCCUUUAUCGAGAAGAAGGAACUAACUUUUCACCAGCGAACUCAUACUGGAGAGAAACCCUAUGUAUGUGGUUGUGGCAAAGGCUUUAUCAGGAAGACUGCUCUCACUGUUCAUCAGCGAACUCAUACUGGAGAGAAACCCUAUGUAUGUGGUGAAUGUGGAAAAGCCUUUACCUGGAUGGCUUCUCUCACUGUUCAUCAGCGAACUCAUACUGGAGAG
Echinops telfairi (small Madagascar hedgehog) is the source of this 1937-nucleotide messenger RNA. RefSeq names its product zinc finger protein 615-like. Gene Ontology annotation, molecular function: RNA polymerase II transcription regulatory region sequence-specific DNA binding; DNA-binding transcription factor activity, RNA polymerase II-specific. Lineage: Eukaryota; Metazoa; Chordata; Mammalia; Afrosoricida; Tenrecidae. Gene Ontology annotation, biological process: regulation of transcription by RNA polymerase II. The record is from RefSeq and is a predicted model, not a curated record. Gene Ontology annotation, cellular component: nucleus. The annotation marks the transcript as partial. The transcript is spliced from 4 exons.